AUGGCUGCCAUGGAGGAGCUGCAGAUCCACAGCAAGUCGUACUUCGUACGCUGGAUCAGCGUCAGCGCCGGUCACACCAUCUCUUGGAGCAUCCAGCCACACAAGAAGUCGAUCAACUUUGGCAUCUUCAAGCACCCCGGCCAGUCCUCUCUCGGGGCUCAUUUACCAACCUCCGACUCUCAUAGCACCGACUCCAAUGAGAAUCUACCAGCAACUGCCGCGGCCUCCGGCUCACGACACCAGCCGUCAAGUGUCGUUGACAAGCUGACGGGAAUUGGUCUCAAGUCGAUCAAGUGGGUGGGCAAAUGUGAGGCCGACAAGAUCUCAAAGGGUACAUACGAUGUUUCUGAUGCAGGAAACUACGCGCUCGUCUUCGACAAUACCUUCUCCAAACAAGUCUCGAAACAAGUCACCCUCGUACUGUUGACCUAUCCCACCGGUCUCCAGCCGCAUGGAUCCGCCGUCGCGUCGGCUUUGACCCCAUCAAACGCCAGCGCCUCGAAUGAGUCGCUACCACAAUCAAAGGGCCGCCGACGGGGUAAUAGUAGAGGGUCCGCUCUAAAUCGAGCACAGUCUGACUUGUCAUCGCCCCCAAAUGUACACAGCGGUAUUUUGCAGAAGCGCCGGAGGAAGCGCGGUCAGGGCUGGGCACGUCGCUAUUUCUCGUUGGACUUCGAUUCUUCAACGCUAUCUUAUUAUCAUGACCCGAAUUCCGCUGCUCUCCGCGGCGCCAUCCCGCUCUCGUUGGCUGCGGUGGCUACAAACGAAAAGUCCCGCGAAAUUUCCAUUGAUUCUGGAACUGAGAUCUGGCAUCUUCGUGCAAGUAACGACCAUGAGUUUACUUCAUGGAAACGCGCUUUAGAACGGGCCUCUUCUCGAGAGACACCAAAUGCGGGAGGCCUGAUCCCUGCUGGUGCCCCCCAACUGCGGCUUUCCACCCCGACGGCAGGGUCUCCCGAAGAGGAAAGGGAAUGGACUCAGGUCGAGAGCCUGGUGAGCAAGAUAUCCGGCUCGCGGGAUGCUGUGCGCCGUUUGGCAAAGGACACCGAUCCUAAGUAUAUCACUUCACCGCUGCCGUCCCCUUUGCCUGUAGAAAGGGCCCGCGGUCGAUCGCCAAGCCCCAACCCUCACGGCCAUGAUGCUCAUGCGGUUGAUCCGAAGAGACCGUUCUGGAAACGUAAGGCCAGUGGGAAUUCGUCUUCCAGUGGUAAGCAGGCCAAUCACCAUCCGUCUCAGUUGAUAGUGCCUACGCCGGACGGCUCUGGCAAACCUGCUAGCAUCCGGAGCCAGAAUGAUAGCAUGGAUCAAAAUGUACAUGACCACUUGAUGGCGAUCCUUCGAGACUUGGAUGGCGUUGUCUCCGAAUUCUCAUCUCUUAUUGACGAAAGCAAGCAACGCCGCCACCCUCCGCGUCAUGUGGCAGCAUCUCGGCGCAGUAUGGAAUCAGAUAUCUCCCAAGAGUUUUUUGAUGCGACGGAUGGCGGUGUCACAUCUCCACUGCUUACAAUCCAAGAUAGCGAUGAUGCCGAUAGAUUUGACAACGCCGCUGGGGAAGUAGAAGACGAUGCACCUUCCGACAGUGAGGAUGACCGCGAAUCCACUGUGCACGAUGCGACCAACGCCUCCCCUCUUUUCCCAGCCCGCCCGAAGUCUUUAGCUCCUCUUCCUCUCGAUGCUGUCAAACGUCGGAACAAUAUUACAGCCCCUACCGUCAUGCCCCCCAGCUUGAUAGGAUUCUUGCGCAAGAACGUGGGCAAGGAUCUUUCCCAAAUCUCCAUGCCGGUCUCCGCCAACGAGCCGUUGUCUCUAUUGCAGCGUGCCGCGGAGAUCAUGGAAUAUUCCUCGCUCCUCGACAAAGCCGCUCAGUGCUCUGAUCCUGUUGAACGCUUGAUGUAUGUGACUGCCUUUGCCAUUUCCUAUAUCUCUUCCAACCGGGUCCGAGAACGAUCUAUUCGCAAACCUUUCAAUCCCAUGCUCGGCGAGACAUACGAACUCGUCCGUGAAGACCAAGGCUUCCGUUUCAUUGCGGAGAAAGUGUCUCACCGUCCCGUCCAACUGGCCUACCAAGCCGAUAGCCGCGAAUGGAGUCUUGCCCAAUCACCAAUGCCAUCUCAGAAAUUCUGGGGCAAGUCUGCCGAGAUCAUUACUGAGGGCCGUGUCCGCCUCAUUUUCCACAGCACUGGCGAGCGCUACUCCUGGAUCCAAGCCACCUCAUUCCUGCGCAACAUCAUUGCUGGCGAAAAGUACGUCGAACCCGUCGGCGAAAUGACAGUUGCCAACGAGUCAACCGGCCACCGCACCAUCUCCACCUUUAAAGCCGGCGGUAUGUUCUCCGGCCGCAGCGAAGAAGUGGCAACCCGCGCCGUGGACUCCAAUAACAAACCCCUUUCUCUCGGUCUCGCUGGUACUUGGCCGACUUCCAUCUCUCUUACCCGUGACGGUGCCCCAUCGGGCUCUCCCAUCUGGACCGCCGGUCCGCUUGUCCCCAACUCCCCCAAGCAUUAUGGCCUGACCUCCUUCGCUGCUACACUGAACGAGAUCACCCCCAUUGAGAAGUCCCGCCUCCCGGCUACGGACUCGCGUCUGCGACCUGACCAGCGUGCCCUUGAGGAUGGCGAUCUAGAUCGUGCUGAGGAAGUCAAGGUUCAACUGGAAGAGGCGCAGCGUGCUCGGCGACGCGAGAUGGAAGCCUCGGGCGAAAGCUGGUCUCCGCGCUGGUUUACUCGCGUUGCGGAGGAUUCGGGCGACGAAACUGUUUGGAGGCUUAAGGGUGGAAAGGAUGGAUAUUGGGAUGAGCGGGCCCGGGGUAACUGGAGCGGUAUUGUGGAUGUGUUUGAGGUUUAA
This is a messenger RNA of Penicillium chermesinum, 2844 nucleotides long. RefSeq names its product oxysterol-binding protein related protein OSH3. Lineage: Eukaryota; Fungi; Ascomycota; Eurotiomycetes; Eurotiales; Aspergillaceae. Gene Ontology annotation, cellular component: cytosol; plasma membrane; perinuclear endoplasmic reticulum. The record is from RefSeq and is a predicted model, not a curated record. Gene Ontology annotation, biological process: exocytosis; maintenance of cell polarity; piecemeal microautophagy of the nucleus. Gene Ontology annotation, molecular function: sterol binding. The coding region runs from base 1 to 2844 and encodes 947 amino acids. The transcript has 2 exons.